Eruca vesicaria subsp. sativa (arugula) is the source of this 3854-nucleotide messenger RNA. Lineage: Eukaryota; Viridiplantae; Streptophyta; Magnoliopsida; Brassicales; Brassicaceae. The record is from the annotation of a GenBank genome assembly.
CUUUAGGUUUCUGUUACGCCGGAAAAAAAAAAAAUCGGCUCCGCGUCGGAGGAAAUGGAGAGAAUACACGUCUCAGUCAGAUCUCGUCCGCUUUCGACGGAGGACGCGAAAACGAGUCCAUGGAAGAUCUCCUCGGAUUCGAUUUUCAUGCCUAAUCACUCUUCUCUCUCGUUCGAGUUUGAUAGGAUAUUCAGAGAGGAUUGUAAGACUGUGCAAGUGUAUGAAGCUCGGACGAAGGAUAUCGUUGCUGCUGCCGUUCGUGGAUUCAAUGGGACUGUGUUUGCUUAUGGGCAAACUAAUAGUGGCAAGACGCAUACAAUGCGUGGCUCACCGACUGAACCAGGAGUCAUCCCUCUUGCUGUUCAUGAUUUGUUUGAGACUAUAUAUCAGGAUGCUAGCAGGGAGUUUCUAUUGCGUAUGUCGUAUCUGGAGAUUUAUAACGAAGAUAUAAACGAUCUCUUGGCUCCUGAACACCGAAAAUUGCAGAUUCAUGAGAACCUAGAGAAAGGAAUAUUUGUGGCUGGGCUACGAGAAGAAAUUGUCGCUUCCCCUCAACAAGUUCUUGAAAUGAUGGAAUUUGGAGAAUCUCAUCGGCAUGUUGGGGAGACAAAUAUGAAUGUUCACAGUAGCAGAUCUCACACUAUUUUCCGCAUGAUUAUAGAAAGUAGACAGAAGACGCAAGAUGAAGGUGUUGGAAAUGCCUGUGAUGCAGUCCGUGUUUCUGUUCUGAAUUUGGUGGAUCUAGCUGGUUCGGAACGGGCUUCAAAAACAGGUGCAGAGGGUGUUAGGCUGAAGGAAGGCUCACAUAUAAACAAGAGCUUGAUGACACUCGGGACUGUAAUAAAAAAGCUGAGUGAAGGAGUUGAAAAUCAAGGUGGUCAUGUUCCGUACCGAGACAGCAAGCUUACAAGGAUCUUGCAACCCGCUUUAGGUGGAAAUGCAAAUACAGCUAUCAUAUGCAAUAUAACACUUGCGCCAAUCCACGCAGAUGAAACCAAGAGCAGUCUUCAGUUUGCUAGCCGAGCACUACGUGUCACUAAUUGUGCACAUGUCAACGAGAUAUUGACUGAUGCUGCUUUGUUAAAGCGCCAAAAGAAGGAAAUAGAGGAGCUCAGAUCCAAACUAAAGGCUUCACACUCUGACCAUUCAGACGAAGAGAUUCUUAACUUGCGCAAUACCUUGCUGAAGUCUGAAUUAGAAAGAGAGCGGAUAGCACUCGAAUUAGAAGAGGAGAAAAAGGCACAAGCUCAGCGGGAAAAAGUUUUGCAAGAGCAAGCAAAAAAAAUUGAGAACUUGAGUACAAUGGUUCUCCUUUCGAAUAGAGAUGAGAAGCGUGAGCAGGAUAACUUUAAGAAGGGAAAGAGGAGGGAUACAUGGUGUACUGGUCACCUUUCACGGGAUUCCACAUCAGAGGUUGAGUCGCAUGUCUUGUCAAGGGGAUCCUCUCUUAACUCUGAAAGAUCCGAGCGUGAGACAGGCCCACUAGUUCCAUUUGCGGAACUGGUAGGAAACGAACUUUUAUAUAGCAUCAGCGAGCAAGAUGAAAAUAGUAUCGAUGAAACCCUUGAAGAUUCUGCACUUCCAGAUCCAUGUGCUUUAGUGCAUGUGACUAGCAGAAAGAAACCAUUAUCAAUCAGGCAGAAAACUCCCGUAGUGGUUGAAAGCGAGUCAGACAGGAUUCAAAGGGAAUAUGAUGACCUUAUCGUGCAAUAUGAAACUGAGAGAAUUACCAACGAAGUACAAAUUGAGUGCCUUAAGGCAAAGUUGGGUGAAGCAACAUGCAAGCAUUUAGAUUGUCGAGUCGUUGGUAAUGUACAUCGGGAUGAAAGCAGUGUACAUCUUAGGGAUCCAGAAGCUAUUCUUCUCAUUAAGCAGAUUCAAGAAGAGAUUCAUACUGCUAGAGAAGAGGCUCAGGUUGCUCGCGAACAACUUGUAUCCAAGGAGUCUGAAGUCAUUCAUGUGCUUACUGAAAAUUUUGACUCUCUGGUCAAUGUCGCAACAGAAGUUGAAGUCUUAGCAGCUGAAUUUCAAAAAUUAAAAGCCUCGUUUGAAACCAUUUCGUUAGUUAUGGAUGACGGUUUCCAAGAUUUUGCUUUCGUCUCUCCUUUGAUACAUGAUUUCACUUUGUUUAUGCGCCAGAGUUUUGAGCAGCAUGCUUCACAUAUCAGAAGCUAUCAAAAUGUCCAAUCAUGUCUUAAACAAAAAGUUCUUGACAUUGAGAAUGAGAAGGUUCUUUUGCAAGAGCAGUGUGCUGGUCUGCAGAGCCAAAUAGAAGAACUAACUCAGGAAGCCCAAAAGCAUGGAACUUCCUUAAUGAUGCUCUCAGAACAAAAUGAGUCGGAGAGGUCAGAUCUUCUCUCUCACAUAGAAGGUCUUGAGAAGGAUAUAGCGAGUCUGUCAACCUCUUCUUUGGCCAAAGAGAAGGAAAAUCUAAGAAAAGAUUUUGAGAAGACGAAAACAAAGCUAAAGGAUACUGAAUCCAAGCUUAAGAAUGCCAUGCAGGAUAAAACCAAGCUAGAGGCCGCAAAAGCAUCUGCUGAGCGAGAGUUAAAACGCUUGCAUAGCCAAACAGCCCUCCUCGAGAGAGAUAUCAGCAAACAAGAAUCUUUUGCCGGUAAAAGACAAGACUCUCUUAUUAUUGAGAGAAAUGCAAACCAGUCGUUGCAGGAAGACUAUCACAACCUAGAAGCGCUUGCUUCUGAGAUGGAAACUACAAUUGCGUCACUGGAAGAGGAACUCGCUGCUGAACGUGGAGAAAAAGAGGAGUUGCUAUCUAGAAACGAGGGUUUAGAUUCAGAGAUUACUUCUCUGACAGAGAAGCUGGAGCACUCAAAUACACAACUAGAACAGCUGCAAAUAGAUGUCACGGAGCUUAAAGCGAGACUUGAAAGCUCUUCUUCUGAUCAGCAACAACUGGAAACCAAAGUUAAACAGUUUCUUGAAGAGAAAGAAGAGCUAGCAAUGCAUAUGGCAAACGCACUUUUAGAGAUGGAGGAAGAGAAAGCAAUAUGGAGCUCCAAAGAAAAAACUUUAACACAGUCCAUGGAGGAAAAUAUGAGACUAGAUAAUAUAAAAAUAGAGUCAUUAUCUAAAGAAAUAGCAGAGGCAAAGCGGGAGCUGGAAUCUUGUCGACUUGAAUGUCUCACCCUUGCUGAUAGGCUAGGAAGUUCUGAAGAAAACGCUAAGCAGGAAAAGGAACGCAGCAUGGAGAAGUCUUUGGAGAUUGAUAGACUUGGGAAUGAACUUCAAUCAGCUCAUGCCGCGAGUAAACAAUCUCAAGAGGAACUCAAGUCUGAUAUUAACGCUCUAAAGUCCGAACUUCAACUUGCUUGCGAGAUGUCAGACACACUUCAGAGAGAGCUUGAUUAUGUCACAAGCGAGCGCCAGAGUUUGCUAUCUCGCAUAGAGGAGAUGAAGAAGGAAGUGGCUUCAUCAAAUCGUUUGCAGGCUGAAGAAUUGACUCGUAGAGUCUCAAGCCAAGAAGCCAAGCUAUGCAAGGAUGCGGAAUUAGACAACAAGGAGAAGGCAAAGCUAAAAAUGAGACUUAUGGAGACGCAAGCACGCUUAGAUGCAAAAUGUAUAAGACACAAGCAGGCUGUGAGAGAAGCAGAAGUUAUGAACAGGAAGUUCCAAGAAGCAUCCGCAACGCUAAAGGAGAAGUUAGCAUCAAAAGCACUCGAAGUCAUCGACCUUAAGAAGCAGCUCUCUACUCCUUCAAGAUAACAAUGUAAUGAAAUUAACCAACAUAACUCUUAACUAGUAGUUAUUAAUGCACGGCUAGUAAAUGUUUUAACGGUGUAAUCUUUUGAAACGUUUCCGUUGAUGUACAUUCUGUUUGAUCUUCCACUAAACCC